Molecule: messenger RNA, 465 nt
Organism: Lizanozyma spartinae
Lineage: Eukaryota; Fungi; Ascomycota; Pichiomycetes; Serinales; Debaryomycetaceae
Exons: 2
Coding region: 1-465 (154 amino acids)
Biological process (GO): N-acetylglucosamine metabolic process
Cellular component (GO): cytoplasm
Source: RefSeq, a predicted model, not a curated record
AUGUUCAGUUGGGAAGAUUGUGGUGAUAUAAUUGGCCGUAAUGACCUUUCCAAAUUUUGCAGAAACUCCGAACAAACCGCAAUUUAUCAGACAUUAAAAUCAAAAUUACAAGAGGAACAUUCAUCAAUUUUCAAGCAUGUUUUAAAUACCCAAUUAGGAUGGUACGAUCCAAAGUUAAAUGGAAAUAAGAGAAUCGAAGACCUCAAAGAUACGGAGAUAGUGGUUGCUGAAACUACUGAAGAAGAUUUGACUAAACCAGUGUAUGAGGAUGCAACCCAAAUUAAGAUUUUAUUGAAUGAUUUUCCAUAUGAUGUUGAGCCUGGAAUUACUCAUUUCGUUGUUUGGUACCGAGGGCUAGUACCUGUUACCGAUUCAAAGGGUGACAUUAGUAGUGAGACUCGCAACCAAAUGUAUCUGUAUGUGAAAAACAAAUUUAUUGAAGAUAAUAGAGCUAGAUUACAAUAG